This is a messenger RNA of Linepithema humile (Argentine ant), 3242 nucleotides long. It is a transcript of the gene Vps50, whose product is annotated as vacuolar protein sorting 50. The record is from RefSeq and is a predicted model, not a curated record. NCBI's taxonomy places the organism in Eukaryota, Metazoa, Arthropoda, Insecta, Hymenoptera, Formicidae. Gene Ontology annotation, molecular function: SNARE binding. Gene Ontology annotation, cellular component: EARP complex. Gene Ontology annotation, biological process: endocytic recycling; retrograde transport, endosome to Golgi.
CCUAGAAAUGUCACGCUAACGCAAGGCGCAUCAGCCGAGUGCGAUCAAGUAAACAGAUGAGAAUGUGUGUCUGGUUUGACGGUCACAAUGCAAUCUGACAUCAUGGAAGAUUUGAAGUUUAAGUUUUUCGGCCUCAUUAACAAGCAGAAUGCAACUAAAAUACCGCUUAUGGGUUUAAAUCCCGAUUUGCUUAAUCCACCUGACCCACAAAAACAUGAAGAUCUUCGUUCAGAGGCUGAUCAGUCAACAGAGAGCGAGCCUAUACCAGAUCAAGAUAUAUUAGAUUCUAUUGAAGAUAUUUACUUUGAUACUACUGAUAGUAAAUUUAAUCCAAUACGUUAUGAAUUAGAGAAAUUACCAACAAUAUUGCAUCCUAAAGAACUUGAGAAAUGUUACAAAAAACUCAAGCAACAACAUAAAGCAGUCUCUAAGAAAGUAUUCAAGCUUAUUGUAGAAAACCAGAGUGCCUGUGAAGUAGAAUUCGACAAGAUUCUGCUGCUGCAGGAACAAUUGCAAGAUGCUCUAGAAAUAUGUAAAAUGGGAAGAGCAGAUUUAACAUUAGCCAAAAAACAGUUUACAACAGCCAGCUUAGGCAUAUUAGCUAAUUAUCAGAGACGACAAGUAAUUGAGGAACUAUUAAACAGUCUAAAUACUAUAAAGACGCUGCAACGUACGGGAGAUCGUCUACAAGAGUUACUAAAAGAAGGAAAUUAUCCUGGAGCCAUAUCGCUUCUUUUGGAAUGCCAAAGAGCAGCUCAAACUUAUAAGCAUUUCCAUUGUAUCGCUGCAUUGAAUGGGAAAUUACAAGAGAUUUUAGAACAAGUGGAAGAUGCCUUAGACAGUACACUCUCUACUAUGUGUACUCAAUUCGAUGUGACAGUAUACUCUUCUGUUCAAGAGGCAUAUAUGUUACUAGGGAAGACUCAAUCCGCCAUGGAUCAAUUGCAUAUGCAUUUUACCACUGCCAUUCAGAGCACUGCGUUGACUGUCAUUCACUCUUAUGCAGGAGGCGACAUGAAAAGACAAUAUAAACAAGUGUGUCAGGAUGUUCCCCAUGAUAAAUACAUAGUUUGUCUAACAGAGCUGUGCAAAUCAUUGUGGACAAUAUUGAUAUCGUGUUAUCUAAUUGUAAAUUGGCACAAUGCGCAAGAGGACAAAUUGGAGUGUAAAUCCGACGUUAAGGAUUUGGAGGCGACAUUCAAUAAGCAAUAUGUUAAGCAAAAAUUAGAGCAUACCAAAGUUCGCGUGUGGCAGGAUGUGGAAACAAAGAUAUCAAUAUAUCUGAUGAAUGCUAAUUUGACAUACAUCAAGUUUGAACAGUUUGUUCAGAUAUUGAGUAUAGUUAAUAGAUUGAUGGAAAUUGGGGAAGAGCUUUGUGGUUUCAAAUCUGAGAAUUUACAGGAAUCCAUUAGAAAGCAGUCCUUAUCCUAUUUCUCUAAUUAUCACGCAUCUCGCUUGGAUGAGCUGAGAAUAUUCCUGGAAAAUGACGGUUGGGAAUUGUGCCCUGUAAAGUCCAAUUUCAUGGCUACCCAGUUAUUAGAGUUUCGUAGUUUGAAACCUUCACUUAACAACUGUAAAAUGUGGAACAGUUUAGACAGCUCAAACUUAAGCGACAGCGACAAUUCUACGGGCAUCGAUUUGCAGAAAUAUUUAGAGGGCGGCUCGUCACCGUUCACGAUAGGAUUGGACGAUACUAUGGAUGAAGAUAUCUUAAUACACGAUGAUAUUGAUCAACCCGCAUACUUUUCGGACGAGUCUGAUGAUGAUAUUCCCGAUGAACUGAAGCACGAUUACGUCGAUGAGUCGGACCAUACGAAAGUUAAUAAAAAGAAGUGCAAACUCAAACAAUCCGGACCUAUGGUCACGAACACGACGUUAAGCAUACUGAGAGUGUGCGGCAAGUACCUACAGAUGUCCAGGCUUUUACGAUCGAUCGCGAUUACUGUCAUACAGAGCAUGAUACAAUUUUUCGAACUAUGCUUCUACACAGUACAUUUAUUCUUUACAUCGGAUCUCCAAAUCAACAGCGAUUCAUUAUACAGCCCGAAAUUAAAGUUAUCUUUAACGCGAAUCAGAGAAAAUCUCAUUAUCUCUGAGAACGAUACAAUGGAAGAAAAUGGCAAUGCAAAUUACGAAAAAGUAAGACAACCACAGCUUUCAUCCAUUGUGAAUUUGUCGCAGCCUGAGAAACUUCACGGAUUAACGGAACGUAUUGUAGCUGUCGAGUCUCUAAUAUUUUUAGGACAACAAUACGAAGGCCUAAAGCCUUACUUAGAGCAUCUUAUUGCCAACAGUCCUCAAAGAGGAUUUUUGCAUCAGUUUUAUAUGCAAACAGUAGCGUCCACUGCAGAUUUGAGAAAACCAGUUUACAUGGCGGUAGCAUCGCAAGCAUUUGACGUUGCGAACAUCUUAAAUUUAAUGAGCAAAGUAAAUUGGGAAGUGACGGACGUCAUGUCUCAACACUCUAAUUACAUCGACACGCUAAUUCAAGAGGUAUGCACUUUGAACGAAAGACUUAACACCAUUGGAACAUAUAUUCCUUUAAGCGUGGAUGUUUGUAAUGCAGUAUGGGAAAACGUGGCUCACUUAAUCACACACACUUUAGUGGAAGGAUUCUCCUAUGCCAAAAAGUGCUCGAAUGGUGGUAGAGCUCUGAUGCAACUCGAUUUCACACAGCUGAGAUCAAAGUUCGAGAAGGUGACAUUGUUGAGACCUAUGCCGCAUAGAGAGUAUGCCGAGUCAUAUAUUAAAGCUUACUAUUUUCCUGAGAAUAGUUUUGAAGAAUGGAUCAAAGAGCACAAGGAAUAUUCAGUUAAACAUUUAGUCGGAUUAAUUUCGGCUACGUGUCAAAAUAAUAAGAAAACUCGACAGCGAUUAAUAGCGCUUGUGGAAGAGCAACGACCCAGCAGAUAGCAUCCAACCAUUUAUUACAAAUCUGUACAAGAUUAUAUCGAAAUAGGAAGUAUUUGAGAUAUCUAUCGCAUGAGAGAUACGAGAUAAUCGUGUUGUUGAUUGUACAGUAAAGCGAUUUUUAAGUAUGUUGUAAAUCUGAUCGGAUAUUCGUGUUUAAACUAUUUUAUCAAAUUAAGAUCUUUCAAAUCACGAUUAUGAACCAAGCGCAACAUUUUAAUAUAUUUAUGAAGGAUUCUGAAUCUCGCAGUUCUAAGAAAGCUUUUAUGACGUACUAACUGUUAGCUCUAAUGUAUAUAUUACAAACGUUUUAACAAAUAUAUAUAUAUAUA